CGGCAGCUACUGACGGACCUGUCUACAGGCUGCGUCCAGGCUGUGUCCACUCGGUUUAUUGGUCAGGCUUUUUGAGUCCAAGGAGGGCAUCGUCUUUUUUGUACAUCUCACUUCCGCGUUUUCUGUUUCCCCACGAAAGACUUCGCCUUUUCUUAAAACAUAGCGUUAAAUACUCAAGCGGUACCUCAAAGAUGGCUAUGGUAAAGAGUGGUUGGCUUCAUCGACAAAGUACCAUACUGCGUCGGUGGAAAAGAAACUGGUUUGACUUGUGGGCUGAUGGGCGGCUUGUGUUCUACAAUGAUCAACAACGGCGUGACAUGGAGGAUGACAUCCACAUGAGGGUCGACUGCAUCAACAUCCGCAACUCUGCUGCAUGUCAAGAGCUGAAUCCACCGGAGGGGAAGAUGCGCGACGCCCUGCUCCAGAUAGUCUGCAGAGACGGACGGGUCAUCAGCCUGUGUGCAGACAGUGCGGAUGAUGCUCUGGCAUGGACCAUGGCACUUCAGGAUGCAAGAAUUAAUACGGUUGUUGCUACUCCUCAGAUCGGCUUUGCACAGGAGGUGAUGGCAUCUGCUCCUCCCCCUUACUCAGAAUACGCUCCUCCUCCUCAGCAGGUUUAUGCCCCAGGUCCAUAUGGAGAGUAUGUUGCGCCUCCACCCCACGCUACACAGAUUGUAUACUCUUCUGACGGCCAGCCCUACGCUGUAGCUUAUCCUUAUCAGUACCAAGGUGGGUAUGCUGCUCCUGGAGUGAACCAUGUUGUUAUCCGGGAACGCCAGCGUGACGAUGGCGGCGAUGUGGCUUUGGGCAUGCUAGCUGGAGCAGCAACUGGUCUGGCACUUGGCUCUCUCUUCUCCGUCUUCUAGUGUCAUGACUAAUGUACAUCUAGUAGCACACUCUUCCCCCGUAUUUGCAGCGUUUGGCUUCUUCGCUGUGCCAUCACAUGAGUUUAAGUAAAAUGUGUCUAUUGGGCUACUUCCAUCUAUGAAGCAUGAUUGUGAUGGGCAGUGAAUUACUCCGUGUGUGUCCUAUAUACAUAUAUACAGUAAAUACUGUUAGCACUUUCUCAGAUGCCCUAUGCGGCAGUUUCCCAACCCCUUUGUGUUGUCUGAAUAUGAAUGGUUUUAACCAAAAAAACAAUUACUCACUUUGAGAGUUCAUAUGUACAUUUCAGGUCCUCUCAGUGUUUCAGUUUGUUUGUGCAUUAUGAAGCAUAUUUAUCCUUUAUGUUUGCAGAAUUGUCUUCACAGGCAUGAAUUGGUGUUUUAUUUUUUUUUUUAGUUUGUGUCUUAAUUUCUCUGUGUACUGUACCUUUACUUUGUUUUACAUGCAAUACUUGUUUAUUUUGGUUGUGAAUAAUGCAGCGUUUCUUCGGCUCCUCGGCUUAUUUGUGGUGGAGGCAGGCUGAGAUGAGAGUUGUGUAAAGAGGAGUGCACGCACACAAAAAGCAAUAAUCAGUUACAUUGUAGCAUUUUGAGGUACCCUUUUGUUGGAAUCUGCUUGUGACGAAUGUCCGGUAUAGUCGCCACCACAAGUGAGUCUACGUGUGAGGAAACGCUGCAUUUACAUGAUGCGCAUUGAAGUGAAAAGGGACAUCACUCCUCCUUACUUAUAUAUCUGCAUGCAUUAUUUAUGGUAAUUUUUUUCAUUGGCAGCUGUUUAAUCACACUUUGCAUUUCAUUUGAAAUGUGUUCGAAUUUAUACUUUGGUCUCAUUUCAGUAGUUUUUUUGUGGUAUGCACAAAUACCAAGCAGGUUAAUCAGUCUCUUUGAGAUUUAGUUAUAUUUCAAUUGGCCGGGACUUUUUUCACUCCAGGUGACUUGAAUAUUGUCAGAUUUCCCCAUUAUUCAUGCUAAUUGUUACUCUAUUUAUUCAUAUUGAAAUAGCAAGUUAGCAUAGCUGUGUUUCAGACACGCUGCAUAUCUUAAUCAGUAAUUCUGAAGAUGUAUAAAACUUGGAUUUCCAAAUGAUUUUAGCUUCUUCAGUUGAUCAGCUUGUGCAAACAGCUUAACAUUGAUGUCAUUUUUCUACAGGUCUUAAAUUGUUUAACAAAGUGAAAUUAAUUAAUUAUAUUUCUCUUAUCAAAUGUACUUAUUAAAUUAUUAUUUACCCUGCAUUUAAAAUAAAAUAUCUGACAGUUGACUAA
Messenger RNA from Chelmon rostratus (copperband butterflyfish), 2146 nucleotides. It is a transcript of the gene plekhb2, whose product is annotated as pleckstrin homology domain containing, family B (evectins) member 2. The transcript is spliced from 8 exons. Gene Ontology annotation, biological process: regulation of cell differentiation. Gene Ontology annotation, cellular component: membrane. The record is from RefSeq and is a predicted model, not a curated record. Bases 192 to 866 code for a protein of 224 amino acids. Lineage: Eukaryota; Metazoa; Chordata; Actinopteri; Chaetodontiformes; Chaetodontidae.